Molecule: messenger RNA, 1481 nt
Organism: Microplitis demolitor
Lineage: Eukaryota; Metazoa; Arthropoda; Insecta; Hymenoptera; Braconidae
Exons: 4
Source: RefSeq, a predicted model, not a curated record
CUCGAAUCGACAGAAAUAUGGUGUCAACCACAAGGACAAGCUCGUGGCCCCCGGAUCAGGGGUGUCCCUCUACCCCUGCCAGUCUGGGCCCAUUAUGAAUCAGCUCCCUUGACCGUCGAUACUGUCGAACAAUAUGAGGAACUAGCAGGCAGUGUUGAGCUGGAAACCCAGCGACUGCUAAACGAUCACCGAUAUGACACUAUCGGUAACUUCCUAAGGUUCUACAAGGACUUCAAAGAAAGUAAUGAAUCAACGGUAGACCGUUUCUACCAUAAAUAUCAACCGCUGAUAACUCACAAGCAUCACACGUGUGUGGGUCUUGGUUUUGAAUUGUUGAAUCGUUUAAGUAAACUGGACAAAAGAUUUCCUGGUAUUGCUAAUGGCCUUUAUUUGGUAUCAUGUGAAGAGACUAUUGGAGACAUCGAAGGGUACGUGGGAGGACCACCAGCUGCUGACAGUGGGGAGAAGGAACACGUACUUGUUUGCCUAAAAAUAAUAAUAAAUGGACGUCGAGGAGUACUAUUACUGGACCCGGGUUACCACGUCGCCCGGGUUAUAACCGUCAUGGGGGACAAAAUGUACCCGCAUACUGGCUGGUUUACACAGUCGGACGAAAAACAUUGUAAAAAAGAGUACAAUUAUUCUCUGUGCGAGCAAGAUACGGACUACGUUGAGUGGUACGACAGAGAAACACGCCCAGGUGCCUUGGAGAGUACACAAGUUGCUCUUAUUUAUGUAGCAAGGCCAUAUUUAACUGCCAUCGACGUUACUGAGCGUCGUAAUUUGGUAUACAAUUUUCGUAGUUUACUUGCUAGGGAUACUAAGGGACACUUGACUGCUGGUUUAUAUUUUCCACUUAAAACUGAUGACGUCCAGACUUUUACUAUUUUUUAUCAAACCAACAACGGCAAGAAUCGAGUCAAGAUGCCCUUCAAUAAAUUUUAUACUUCAUCUAAGAUAGUACCAAACGACGAAGAAUGGGCAAUAAUAUCAGAAUGUGCAACACAAUUGGGCAUGUCGCGUCAGGAAUUAAAGAGCUUACUGUCAGCACUUGCGAUGGUUGUUAAUGACACUGGAUUUAUAGCACAAACACUGGCGAUAAAUACCAAAAUAAAUAGCCUUGCUGAAGACAAUUAACAAAAGCCAUACACACAACCACUGUGGUGUAGGAAAUUAUUUACUUACAUAUUAAUUUUGCUUGCUUUCCUCAUACAGUUUUUUUCUUUAUUUUUAUUCAUGGGAUGAUUCAUAUUAUUAAUUAUUAUUAUUAUUAUUAUUAUUAUUAUUAUUAUUACUAAUUACUAUAAUACUUUAUUAGACUUAUAAUUUUUAAACUAUUUCAUUACAUCGACGGACAAUUAAUGAUAAAUUUUUAUUUGUGGUGACGGUACAGGUUUCAAUUAAUCUGUUUAUUGUUUUUUUUUAAUUAUUAUAAUUAUCUAAAUUGUAAUUUAGUUUUGCUUUCAAUAAAAUGGCCAUAA